UAAAUGAAUGCAAGUUUAUAAACAAAUGUUAAAAAUCCGCAGCAGCACUGCUGGUCGACAAAAUCUAGCUAAUAAACUGCCGUAGAAUUUGCGUGCCGACCAGAUUCCGGUCGAGACACGUUGAUUUUGGCGGCAACUCAAGUCAAUGGAGGAGGAAACAACAAUUUCACCGGCUCCAUCGCCGAAGCCGCGCAAACGCCGGGGAAGGCCACCCAAGACCAAGGCGCAGCCAAAUGUGUUGGCAAAGGAUUUGGAUUUAGAGACGGAGAAGCAGGCGUCAGAGCCUGCGCCGACAGAGUUGCCAAUCUCAUGUGAAUGUCGGCGCAGCUCGCGUAAGAAAAUCACAAAAUUUGAUGUUCGUGAUUUGCUUAAAAAGAACCGAAAGCCGAACAAAACUCAUAUCGAAGCUCUCCUUGAUUCCGAUGCAUCGACAGUACUGGCAGAAGGAACGAAGGAGCUUGCGGUUACGGCGCCAGCGACAAACAAUCAAUCAACUUGUAUUCUCGAAAGCCCGCAGUCGAAAUCGCAUGCUGAGAUACCAACUCAGAGUGUGAUUCCUGUUCAGGUGAGCGACAACGAGUCGCGUCUAGUUGGUCAGGAAGCGCCAGCUACGUGUUUACAGCUACCUCGCAGACGAGGACGUCCACCUAAGCUGCCAAGGGUGAUGCUAAGGGAUGUGGUGAAGUGCGGCAUUGGAGCAUCCAGUGAAGUACCACGCAACUUUAGUAUAUCCGAAUGCGAUACCAAUGCCACCAACUCUACCUCCGCAACAAUCUCAAUCGGCAGCGGAGAGAGCGACGUCAGCUGCAUUUCCAAAAUAAAACCCAGAUCAAAGCUGCGCAUCAAUAUAAAGCGCAUGACAAUGCCAAUAAGCGGGGAAACCUCAAAAUCAGAAUCUCCGGAUUUAUUACAGAGCAUUCCGUUGUUGAAUGCAUCCAAUUCGUUCACGGCGUUCCCAUUGAAUGCAAGUGUUGAAUUGAGUGAGGAAGAAACCAAAGCACAGACAGAGACUGAAGCUAAGGCUGAUCUUAAGACUGAACCAAUAACAUUAUUGCCGGCUGCUGAUGAGGACUCCGAUACGCCCAUAAUAUUCAAGAAAGUCAACACAACACAGCCGGAAACAGAAGAGGGAAAAUCAAAAGAGGCUAGCACCAAUGUAAACCAUAUAGUUGCCAAAAAAGAGGAGGAACUGCAGCAGACACGGGAAACAAUAGCUGAGCCGGAGCUGAUUGUUGAGACAAUCAGUGAAGCUGAUCUUAAAGAUGGAGAUAGCUCAGCUGGACAGCACAACAGCGAGUGUCAGAAGGAGCUUGCGUAUGAAGAAGAGCUGACUGUGAAGAAGAUGACUCUGGAAGCCAAGACGGCAUCUCCAGUGACUUCAGAAAAACGGCGUAGCAUGCGCUCCAGUUUGCGUGGCAGCUCCAACAACAGCAAUAGCAACAGCAAACUAACGCUGGAGGAGACCUUCGCCCAAAUUGCGGCCAAAAGCACAAAAAGUAUUCUGAUGACCGAAGCAUCCCAAGUGGAUGUGCAGGUGAAUGCACCCAUUGAUCUCAUUGACUGUAGUAAUAAUCAUAGCAAUAAGUACAACGUGGAGGCCAAUUUGGAAAUAGAUAUUCAGUUGGAAUCCGAGAAGCAAGUGCCUGCCAUUGAAACCCAAUUGGAGACACCAAACAGUGUCCAAUUGGAAGAGCAUAUCGAGGAUGACAAGCCUCCGGAAGCAGCGAUAAUCAGCAAAGAGAAGAAGGAGGCUGAUGAGGAGGAAACCGCAGCAGAAUUACCAAAGUCUAGAGUUCCACAGAAAGUUGAAGUCGAGGCGAAGGCGGAGCAGGAGUCAAAGGCGGAGCAGGAGUCGAAGGCGGAGCAGGAGUCAAAGGCGGAGCAGAAGUCGAAGGCGGAGCAGGAGUCGAAGCAGAAGCCAAAGCCAGAGCAGGAGCUGGAGGAGAAUCACAGAAUACCUGAAGAGCUGCAGCCAAAGGAAGUGAAGGAGCCCAUUGAUGUACCUAUUGAUGAGCCGAAGCAGAAGCCAGAGCAUGAGCCGAAGUCAGAGCAGGAGUCGAAACCGGAGCAGCAGCUAGAGGAGAAUCACAGAAUACCUGAAGAGCUGCAGCCAAAGGAAGUGAAGGAGCCCAUUAAUGUACCUAUUGAUGAGCCGAAGCAGAAGCCAGAGCAUGAGCCGAAGUCAGAGCAGGAGUCGAAACCGGAGCAGGAGCUGAAGGAGAAUUACAGAAUACCUGAAGAGCUGCAGCCAAAGGAAGUGAAGGAGCCCAUUAAUGUACCUAUUGAUGAGUCAGUUGCUCAGCCUGAUGCGAAAGCCGCUUUGGAGCUGGCCAGCAAAGCUGACUCGCCGGCAGAGGAGAAGCAGCAAACUAGUCCCUGUCAGAGUUCAAGUGCCACUUCCGUUUCCAAAUCCGUUUCCACUACCAAGUCGGAAAAGAUGACGGACAAGGAGAAAACGAACAAAAAAGCAAAGAGCAAAAAGCAGGCAGCCAAAUCGGAUAAGCAAUUGGAACAGCAGAAGAAACAGUGUAAACUCAAGGAGAAGUCACUAGGCAAUGUCGAAGAAAGUGCUCUUAAGGCAUCCCAGGAAGCUCCAGCAAAGGAGGAACCUCCGCCAAAGCCCAGCAAAUCCAAAAAGAAACAGAAAAAGCAACUACAGCGCCAAGCAAGCCGAGAAAACUCCAUUGAGUCCAGCUCAAGUGGAUCGCUUAAGCGCAAAUCUGGCAAAGGCAGCGAUGCAUUGCAAUUGGCUUUAAUCGAGACUGAAUCCUCCGAGUCAACUAGUUCCGGCAGCAAGGUGGCCAAUUGUGGUCUGCCGACGCCAACGUCAGAGUUGGAUAUUCAGGUUAUAGCCAAGUUUAUAAAAGAUGGCGUUAAACUGUUCAAACGGGAGAAGGAGACGGAGAAGAAGGAGAAGGGGGAAGAGAAGGAGGAGGAGGAAGAGCAGAAGAAGAAGCAACCGGAGGAUGAGUUUGCCCAGCGUGUGGCCAACAUGGAAACGCCAGCAACGACUCCAUCAACAUCGCCACAGCUGCUCAACGGCUUUUCCACGGAUGAGAACUCGCUGUCCGGUGGCGUUAGACGCUCGCAUCGGAUCAAGAAGAAGCCGCAAUUGCCCAAAGCAAGUGUCGGACUUGGCAACGGCAACGGGAACGGCAAUGGCAACAGUCUGGCAAGCACAUCCAUCAGCAUGGAGCAGCAAUUGGCCGAACUGGCCCAGAUUGAGGCAAUCAAUGAGCAGUUCCUCCGUCAGGAGGGUCUCAACACCUUCCAGCCGCUGCGCGACAAUUAUUAUCGCUGUGCCCGCCAGGUGAGCCAAGAGAAUGCGGAAAUGCAAUGCGAUUGCUUUGGAACCGGCGACGAGGAGGCGUUGGGUCAUCUGUGCUGCGGUGCCGGCUGCAUCAAUCGGAUGCUCAUGAUCGAAUGCGGACCACUGUGCACCAAUGGGGCACGCUGCACGAACAAACGCUUCCAGCAGCAUCAGUGCUGGCCAUGUCGCGUCUUUCGCACCGACAAAAAGGGAUGCGGCAUUACGGCACAGCUGGAGAUACCGCCCGGUGAAUUCAUCAUGGAAUAUGUCGGCGAGGUGAUUGACAGCGAUGAGUUUGAGCGUCGCCAGCAUUUGUAUUCCCGUGACCGCAAUCGCCAUUAUUAUUUCAUGGCUCUGCGCGGCGAGGCGAUCAUCGAUGCCACCGCCAAGGGGAACAUCUCGCGGUAUAUCAAUCACAGCUGUGAUCCGAAUGCGGAGACACAAAAGUGGACGGUUAAUGGAGAGCUGCGCAUUGGUUUCUUCAGCCUCAAGACAAUCAAUGCCGGCGAGGAGAUCACCUUUGAUUAUCAGUAUCAACGCUAUGGACGCGAUGCUCAGCGUUGUUACUGUGAGGCCAGCAAUUGUCGUGGCUGGAUUGGCGGUGAGCCGGACUCGGAUGAGGGCGAGCAGCGUGUCGAGGAGACAGACAGUGAGACGGAGGAGCUGGAACUGGAGCCGGAGCCGGAACAGGAGAUGGAACCGGAGGUGGAGCAGGAGCAACGACACAAGACAAAAUCAAUCAAGAGCCAGAAAUCCAAGUCCAGCAAUAACAAGCAAUUGAAGCUACAAACGGCACGCAAACAGCGCAAGGAUCAGCCCAAGAGCAAGGAUCGCGAGUACAAAGCCGGACGUUGGCUGCGUCCAUCUGACGACAAGUCCGUUGCGCGUAAAUCCGUCAAGCUGGAGGACCGAGAUGUGAUGGAGCAGCUCAAGCUGCUCAAUCGCAGUGGACUGAAGAAUCAGGCGGACACGUUGCGUUUCUCGCGUUGCAUGGUGCGGGCCAAGCUGUUGCAGACACGCCUCCAGCUGCUGGGCGUGCUCACACGUGGCGAGCUGCCCUGUCGUCGCCUCUUCCUGGACUAUCAUGGCCUGCGGCUGCUGCACGCAUGGAUUAGCGAGAGCGGCAGCGAUCAUCAAUUGCGUCUGGCAAUGCUGGAUGCGUUGGAAUCGUUGCCCAUACCAACAAAGACCAUACUGAAUGACAGUCGCGUCUACCAGAGCGUCCAGCUGUGGAGCACAUCUGAGACCGAGGAUGCAGUGCAUCAACGUAUGCUCGCCCUGUUGCACAAAUGGGAUUCAUUGCCCGAAAUCUUUCGCAUCCCGAAACGUGAACGCAUCGAACAGAUGAAGGAGCACGAACGCGAGGCGGAUGGCCAACACCAGAUGCAUCAUGCGGUGACGGCUCUCGAGGAUAGCAACAGCAACAGUGCCUCCAGCACGCUGCGCAGCGAUCCCUAUCGUCAGGAUCGCUUCAGACGCGACACCAUCAAUCGCUACGAGAAACCAAAGACCCUGGCACGGAUGAGUGGCAACAACACCAUCUGCAGCAUUACCACCACACAGCAUCGGGAACGCACUGGCUCCAUGGAAGACGGCAAGACAGAUCCUCGCAGGCGCUCGGAGCAGACCAAUCCAGCCAACAAGAUCAUUUCCAAGGAACUGCGACGAUCACUCUUUGAACAAAAGGUGGCAAAGAACGAGGCGGAGAAGCGUAUGUCCAGCGAGGAUUGGCGAGAGCAUGUGGUGCGCUGCGAAUACUUUGGCGCUGAUUUGAGCACGGAUCCGAAGCAGUUGCCAUUCUAUCAGAACGAGGAUACCAAUGAGUGGUACAAUAAAUGCGAUAUGCAUGUGCCAGCUCCACUGCGUUGUGGAACGGAGAAUGAUGCCACGGAAGUGGAUGAUUUGAGAUUGGAGUAUCAGUUGCCGCCGUCAGUGGAACCGUUGCCACCUUCGUGGCACUGGGCGCUCAGCGAGGAUGGCAGCAUCUAUUAUUUCAAUUUGAAGACUCGAGUCACACAGUGGGAGCCACCAAAUGCCCAGCAGCGAUUGGAGAAGUUGUGCGAUACAGAUGAUUAUGAUGAUGUUGAUGAUGAUGAGGAGCUGGCAAGUGUAAAUCCCGAUUCUGAAGGAUUGGUUCAGAUUGACUCGGCCUACGUGUGCACUCUCAGUCCGAGAUCCCUGGCAAAGUAUGUGGAAGACAAGGUGCGUGAACGUCGAGAAUUGCGGCGCAAUCGUUUGGUCUCCGUCCGUGAGAUUAGUCCACGACGUGACGAGGAUCGUUUUGCCAGUCAGCUGGAGUCACGCAAGUACAAGGAGAACAAGGAGAAAAUACGACGACGCAAGGAGAUCUAUCGUCGCAGGCACUACGAGGCCAUCCAUGUGCCUGAAUCCCGAUCUCUGCAGUCCGGCGAUACGCUGCCCAUUCCACGUUAUUUGUACUCCUCGGACGAGAAUGACGAUGCUGAUGAAUGCUCCAAUUUUCCGCUAAACGAUGCCAUUGUUGAUGGCGUCAGGGUUAGACAUGUGGAUGAGCUGGAGGCACUGAAUCAUAGUCGCUACGACAAAGCCAAUGCAAUGCCCCUCAACAUGGAGCCAAGCACUAGCAAAUCUGCACUCGCUGCUCUCAGCAAACAACAACAACAACAACUGAAGCCAAUGUCACCGCUGUUGUCGCUACCGAUGCCACCGUUGACCACAUCCAGCGUUGCUGAGGUGGAAGCCUUGCUCAGCAUGAAACGCAAGUUGCCAUUGCCACCGCAUACGCCAGAAAGCCAAAAGAAGAAACGUGCCGAUCGUGAGAAGAAACGCAAACCGCCACUCAGCAGCACGGCAAGCGGACGUGAGGCAUGCGAGAAGUUUCGCUUGGAUAUAACCGGCCCAGUGGCGGAGUAUCUGAGUCCCUAUCGCAAGGAUACCUGCAAAAUAGGCCGCAUCACCAGCGACGAAGACUACAAGUUCCUUAUCAAACGACUGAGCCACCACAUAACAACCAAAGAGAUGCGCUACUGCGACGUGACUGGAAAUCCAUUGGCGUGCACGGAGUCCGUAAAGAAAAAGUCCUACGAGUUUAUUAAACAAUAUAUGCAGAAGAAGGGACGCGUGUACAAAAAGCCAGAUGAUGAACCGGACCACUAAUAAGCAUUAGUUUAGUUUAAAAACUCACAAGCAAUUCAUACGAUUCCUUAGCAAUGAAAUCAAAUCCCAUUCAUUUUUAAAUUUAAAGUUUAGUUUUUAAGAUGACCAAGAUGCCAGCGGACAUAUAUAUAUAUAUAUAUAUAUAUAUAUUUUCAUAUUUGAAUCAAACCCAAUUUUGAAGCAAAGAAAUCAAAUCACAUUGAUUUGGUAUUAUAAUUUUGUAUGUAUAGAUUGUAGUUUGUUUAUGUAAGCUUCUACCCGAUGUUUUGGGUAAAGCAAUGACUUUAAGUUAAUUUAUUUUUUAAUCAUUACCAAUCCAGCACAAGAAAUAGUUGCUGGGAAACACAUGAAGAAAUGGAAAAAAUACAUAUAUCGAAUUUUAAGUUUGGGGGGAUAACUGAUCAAAAAA
Drosophila innubila is the source of this 6854-nucleotide messenger RNA. RefSeq names its product probable histone-lysine N-methyltransferase CG1716. Gene Ontology annotation, molecular function: histone H3K36 methyltransferase activity; protein binding. Bases 146 to 6445 code for a protein of 2099 amino acids. Gene Ontology annotation, biological process: regulation of DNA-templated transcription. The record is from RefSeq and is a predicted model, not a curated record. Gene Ontology annotation, cellular component: nucleus; chromosome. The transcript is spliced from 5 exons. Lineage: Eukaryota; Metazoa; Arthropoda; Insecta; Diptera; Drosophilidae.